AAACAGAGUUUUGAGGGCUUUAGUGUUGUUGAUGAGUGAAACCAGUGCGCGCACAGAAUUGAGGUUUUCGAGAAUCCACUCUUAACUUGUGGCUCUCUCUCUGUCUCUUUUUCCAAAUUCCAAGUUGCACCGUGAUAUUUCGACGUUGAUCUUUAUCGUCUUCCUCAGCAAAUAGCCAGGGUUUCCGUGAAUAAAGAAGAAGAAGGGCAAAAUGUCGAGGAGAGUAGUGGAGGACGAGGACGUGGACGAGGUUGGGGAUGAUGAGGAGGAAGAGAACGAGUAUGAGGUGCAGGAUCUGCGGGACAGGAUCAAGUCGUCACGGGGAAGCAGAUUCAAUCUGAUAUCGAACGAUUUGGGGCUGGAUGGAUCGUCGACGUCGACAACUCGGAGGAGAAUGAGGAACUACCUGAGCCGAGAGAGCGUCAUCACUGGCGUCAAAGGCCUCUCCAAGGGCAUCGGCGUUAUUCAUCCAGACAACAGGUGGUAUCGGGUAUGGACGAAAGUGAUACUAGUAUGGGCAAUCUACUCGUCCUUCUUCACACCAUUCGAGUUCGGGUUUUUCAGGGGUUUGGAAGAGAGACUCUUUAUCCUAGACAUCGUGGGUCAAGUAGCUUUCCUCGUCGACAUUAUUCUGCACUUCUUCCUCGCCUACAGGGACAGCCAGACCUAUCGAAUGGUCCAUAAGCGCAACCUCAUUGCUCUCCGGUAUUUGAAAUCUAGUUUCAUCGUUGACUUGCUUGGUUGCAUGCCUUGGGAUAAUAUCUACAAGGCUUGUGGGAGAAGAGAGGAAGUGAGGUACCUUCUAUGGAUAAGGUUGAGUCGGGUGCGCAAAGUCACUAAGUUUUUCCGAGACCUUGAGAAGGAUAUUCGGAUUAGUUAUGAGUUUACCAGGAUUGCAAAGCUUCUGGUUGUUGAGCUCUAUUGCACACAUACAGCAGCCUGCAUCUUUUACUACUUGGCCACCACCUUGCCUCCUGUAGAAGAGGGGUACACAUGGAUUGGAAGUUUGAAGUUGGGUGACUACAGUUAUUCAAACUUCAGAGAUAUCGAUCUGUGGAAGCGCUAUACAACAUCUUUAUAUUUUGCCAUUGUAACCAUGGCUACUGUUGGAUACGGAGAUAUACAUGCAGUAAACCUGAGGGAAAUGAUCUUCAUAAUGGCUUAUGUUUCUUUUGACAUGGUUCUUGGGGCUUAUUUGAUUGGUAACAUGACAGCCUUAAUUGUAAAAGGAUCAAAGACAGAAAAGUUCAGGGAUAAAAUGACAGAUCUUAUCAAAUAUAUGAACAGAAAUAGACUUGGUAAGGAUAUCCGUAAUCAGAUCAAAGGCCACUUGCGUUUGCAGUAUGAGAGUAGCUACACGGAGGCUGCUGUUCUCCAGGACAUCCCUGCUUCAAUUCGCGCUAAGAUUUCACAAACCUUAUAUUUUCCAAACAUUGUAAAUGUUCCUCUCUUCAAGGGAUGCUCAACGGAAUUCAUCAAUCAGAUUGUUACUAAGCUACAUGAGGAAUUUUUUCUUCCAGGAGAAGUGAUAAUGGAACCUGGAAAUGUGGUAGAUCAAGUUUAUUUUGUCUGUCAUGGUGUACUGGAGGAGGUGGGUUUAGGCGAAGAUGGAUCAGAAGAAACAGUUUCGCUUUUGCAACCCAACAGCUCAUUUGGACAAGUCUCCAUCCUUUGCAACAUUCCCCAACCUUAUACAGUUAGGGUAUGUGAACUGUGCAGGCUUCUGCGACUGGAUAAACAAUCAUUUACAAGUAUCCUUGACAUAUACUUUUAUGAUGGGCGGAAAAUCUUGAACAACCUUCUAGAGGGUAAAGGACCUCAUAUCAAGCAACUAGAAUCAGACAUUACUUUCCAUAUUGGAAAGCAAGAAGCUGAACUUGCUUUGAAGGUGAAUAGUGCUGCUUAUCAUGGAGAUCUGCAUCAGCUAAAAUGUUUGAUCCGAGCUGGAGCUGAUCCCAACAAGACAGAUUAUGAUGGAAGGUCACCCUUGCAUCUUGCUGCAUUACGAGGGCAUGAAGAUAUUACACUUUUCCUUAUUCAGGAAGGAGUAGACAUCAAUAUCAAUGACAAUUUUGGGAACACACCCUUACUUGAAGCCAUCAAGAAUGGUCAUGAUCGAGUUUCUUCUCUACUUAUAAAAGAAGGGGCCUCCUUGAAGAUAGAGAAUGCUGGUAGUUUUUUAUGUUCAGCAAUAGCAAAGGGGGAUUCAGAUUUCCUUAAAAAGUUAUUGUCAAAUGGCAUUGAUCCGAACUCCAAGGGUUAUGAUCAACGGACCCCACUGCAUAUAGCUGCCUCAGAAGGACUAUAUUUGAUGGCAAAGUUGCUGUUAGAAGCUGGGGCAAACGUUUUCUCAAAGGACAGGUGGGGAAACACCCCACUAGAUGAAGGUCGGAUGUGUGGGAACAAGAAUUUGAUUAGAUUACUGGAAGAAGCAAAGGAUGCUCAGUUGUCGGAAUUCCCAUACCGUGCUCAAGAAAUUGCAGAUAAAAUGCAUCCGAAGAAAUGCACAGUGUUUCCAUUCCACCCAUGGGAUAGCAAAGAACACAGAAAACCUGGAAUAGUGUUAUGGGUCCCUGCCACUAUUGAAAAGCUUAUCAACACAGCGUCGGAGAAACUAGAAUUUGAAGGUGGUAUGUGUAUAUUAUCUGAAGAUGCAGGUAAAAUUCUUGAUGUAGGCUUGAUAAAUGAUGGUCAGAAGCUGUAUUUAGUCACCGAGACGCAUUUGAAAUAAACGUUGUGACCAUUAUUAAUUGCCAUAUAGUCCUCGUACCAUCUUUGUCCACAAA
This is a messenger RNA of Rosa chinensis, 2786 nucleotides long. RefSeq names its product potassium channel SKOR. Bases 212 to 2731 code for a protein of 839 amino acids. Gene Ontology annotation, molecular function: protein binding; voltage-gated potassium channel activity. Lineage: Eukaryota; Viridiplantae; Streptophyta; Magnoliopsida; Rosales; Rosaceae. The transcript has 14 exons. Gene Ontology annotation, biological process: transmembrane transport; potassium ion transport. The record is from RefSeq and is a predicted model, not a curated record. Gene Ontology annotation, cellular component: membrane.